Messenger RNA from Heterocephalus glaber (naked mole-rat), 3359 nucleotides. RefSeq names its product transmembrane protein 167B (gene Tmem167b). The record is from RefSeq and is a predicted model, not a curated record. Lineage: Eukaryota; Metazoa; Chordata; Mammalia; Rodentia; Bathyergidae.
GUCCGAAUCCACUGGGAGAAUGGGAUGAUUUUGCUGUUGUUUCUUGGCCAGGAAUCAACUGACCCUUGAAAGUACUGUGAGAAGACACGUGGGGACCAGGCAACCGUACAACGGCGAUGGCGGAGAACUGGAAAGCAGGGUUGCUUCUUCAACCCUGUGGUGCGGGUUUUCUUAAGUGAAACCUCCCCGCUGCAGGUGGGCUGCCUCUGACAUACACGCACACUCACACUGACCAGCUGCCACAGCGCAAAGCCUCCAGCUUUCAAACACCUGGCUCUAACUUCCCGGGGCGAGCUUAGUAAACUCAGUAACCUUGCCCACGCAGAAAGCUUCGCAAAGGGCGCUCUCACUCUACGUAAGCAAGCAAGCACCACCCACGCAGGUCCCCCUAGCUCGGCAAUCGGCUAGAAGUACUCGAUUGCGUUCGGUGCUCGCCACUCGUCCCUUGCGCUUGCGUGCUACAGCUCCAGCACGUCGCCGCGGCCCGGAUCGGGAAGUGUCAAGCGGGCGCUGGGUUUCCCCGCCUUCGCCACUGUCACCGCUGAACCCGGACUCCUUACCCAGUCGCAGGCUCAGCCGCCAUGACCAACGUGUACUCCUUGGAUGGGAUUCUGGUGUUUGGUUUGCUCUUUGUUUGCACCUGUGCCUACUUCAAGAAAGUACCUCGCCUCAAAACCUGGCUGCUAUCAGAGAAGAAGGGAGUUUGGGGUGUGUUUUACAAAGGUAAGGUUAUGUGUGAACAGGGAAGGGAGAUGACCAUUUCUGGGCAGUGUGGUGCUACAACUAGGUGUGAUCGGAACCAGGCUGCAUGCUGCUGUGGCGAUUGCCUGUGUUGUAAUGGCCUUUUACGUCUUGUUUAUAAAAUGAAUUCCAAAGUAUCCAACUCAUCAGCUGCCAAACAAAGGGACAAGGGUGAGGAACCUGUUGGAGCCCUGAACCCAGUGUAGGAGAGUUCAGCUAAAAUCAUCAAAGUCCCCAGGAUGAUAUCAGAGCAUCUGUCCCUGCCAUAUGUGAGGGAAAUUCCUCACAGUCAUGAACAUUAUUUAUGCUCCAGGGAACUCCAGAAAGCCAUCUUCCUUUGAUCUGUGUGUAAAUCAGCCCUCAGCAGUGAGCAUAUAAUGUCCAAAUAAAUUACAUCCCUGGGUGAUAAGAUUCUAUACCUCUUGGCUUAAAAGCCUGUCACCUGGGCUGGGGUUAUAGCUCAGUGGUAAAGCAUUUGCUUAACAUGAGUGAGGCUUUGGGUUUGAUCCCCAGGUCUGCAAAACAAACAAACAACAACAACAAAAACCCUGUCACCUAUUUUGUUCUUCAGUCCCUCAUCAGGAUCUUUCCUCUGAGACUCUUUAGGAAAGGACAUAAACUAUGUUCAGACCUCUUGGGAGGAGAAAUAAUUUUCAAGACUUCACUUUUUUCACUCUUUGAUUUGGAUUUGGCAAAUUGCUGAAGAAGGGUGGCAGGUGGGAAAUGGAAGUUAGGGAAAAGCCAAGAAAUUGACUUUAGAAAUUUAUCUUUUAUAUACCCAUCUGGGAACAUAAGAGAGAGGCAUGGCUCUCAUUGCAAAAAGAGAACAGAUGAAGCGGUGAAGCAGCUUGCUGUGUGUUGGUAGCUGGAGGGUUUUGCCAAGAGAAUCUGAGCUUACAUAAAAUUUGGAAAUUAUCGUUGUAUGCUGAAACUAGAAAGUACUUAGACAAGAAAAUACUUUCUACCUUAUCCCUAAAAGGAGACUUCAUUCAAUCAAAUGGUAAAUGAAAAAUGAAUCAACUUGCUAUUUCCUAAAGCUUUGUUAUAUUAUCUAAAUUACUUAGUGCUAAAUACUGUUCAUUUUUAAAUGCCACCACUAGGGGAAAAAGAAACUAUUGAAGAAAUAAUUGUUUAAUAUAUUGCUGUAAGGGUAGAAGAAAGAAAUAAAUUAGUAUAUCAAUUCAUAUACUAGUAAAAUCAUCUAGUAUAAGAAUUUAUUGUGAUGUUAGAUGGGAGUCAUGCUAUAAAAGAUACAAACUUAUUUUUUAAGUGUUGAUGAUGGCAAUUUUCGGUUGAUUGCUCGUUCUUGACCAAUUUUCAUAUUGUGGUGCUCUUUCAUUGUCUGGAAAUUCUGUUCUCUGUAGGAACAUGAGACAUUCAAAUGAGAGAAGUUGCUGGUAUUUGUUGGCAUAUUUGGACAAUUGUUAGGCUUCAUUAAUGGGAGUGUUUUAUAUAAUAAAGUUAAACAGAACUUUGCAUUUGAGAGUGAAGGGCUUUUCAUGGAAUAUGACAGCUCCUGAGCAAAUCGUUUUAGAUGACUCAACAUUUGAAGGGAAGAUUUCUCCACUCGCUCCUCCUCCUAGCCUCAUAUCAGCUAACGGAAUUGUGAAAUCUCAUGUCUCUAUUCACAAACAAGAGUUGGUCUAAAAUUAAAUUAUUAUAAUAAGCAUAGACAUAGGUCUUCCAGUUGAAUUGUCCAUUACAGUAAAACUUGGUAAGUCAGCUGUGGUUGAUUUUUGUGUGGCAAUAAAUUAUCUUUUGUCUACUUACUCCAAAAGAAUAAAAGCUGCUAAGAAGUAUAGGUUCUGAAAUUUGCAAUUUAGUACUUUGAAAGGUUUUAAAAAUGUAGAAGGUCAUCAGGUAAACACUACAUGUCUAAAUCAUCUCAGAUUUGGAAGUGCUAUCUCUUCAGGAAUUGGUCAACAGGGUAAAUUUCAAUGAUUCAUAUAUUUUCCAUUGUCAUUUCUGAGGAGCUUUCUCAUGAAAGAAAGGGAAUGUAGUGAAACAGAAGAGUUACACCUUGUGGUGUGAGCUUGGAACCUGUUGGCCCAAUAGAACGUCACUCUAAGGAAACAGGUUCAGCACGUUUUGCACUUGUUAUUUUGUAGCUUUAAUGACUUGUUUUCUAAUAGAGCUAAUGUCUCUAAGUUUGGACCUUAGAGAUGCUUCAUAUUUUAAACUAGUCCCAUUCUACACUUCUAGUUCAAGCCAAUUUUUACAGCCUCCUGGGUGGGUUAUCUUGACCUAAAUAUAAUAAAUUUAGUUGUUAUAUUUUGAGAUGUUGUCGUACCACAAUGUACCAAAAAGUGAACAAGUUAAAGGUGAUUUAUAACAAAAAGCAAAUACACGGCCUAUUUAAUUUCUUGACUUUAUGUAAGCAGAUAAACAGAAACUUGUUUAAUUGGCUAAUGUGUCAUAUAUUUGGGGCUAGAAAUGAUAAGCUGUUCCUCUGGGGAAGCAUAUUGGGGUGGAGGUGUGAGGAUCACAGUAUUGCCUCAGAUUCAACUUGGCAUUACCGUAAGCCUGGGAUAGAAUGAAGUCGCCCCUUUUUAUAGUAGAAGUACAGUUUUUUAUUCAAUGUCUGCACAAAUCCUUGAAAAUAAAAAUUUUCCCUAUAA